Molecule: messenger RNA, 3188 nt
Organism: Xiphophorus maculatus (southern platyfish)
Lineage: Eukaryota; Metazoa; Chordata; Actinopteri; Cyprinodontiformes; Poeciliidae
Product: cytosolic 10-formyltetrahydrofolate dehydrogenase
Exons: 23
Coding region: 128-2836 (902 amino acids)
Biological process (GO): 10-formyltetrahydrofolate catabolic process; biosynthetic process; one-carbon metabolic process
Cellular component (GO): cytoplasm
Molecular function (GO): formyltetrahydrofolate dehydrogenase activity; aldehyde dehydrogenase (NAD+) activity
Source: RefSeq, a predicted model, not a curated record
ACGUAAUUGAGGAGCCUGCAUGUGAGACUGGAAGGAGGGAUUUAAAGCAACUUUUCUCUUCUGCUCACUCCUUUCCAGCAAGAGGAGAACCAAGUCUGCAGCAGGAAAUAACAUCAAGGUCCCGAGAAUGAAGAUUGCAGUCAUCGGUCAGAGCCUGUUCGGCCAGGAGGUUUACAAGGAGCUGAGGAAGGACGGCCACACCGUUGUUGGGGUUUUCACUAUUCCAGACAAGGACGGCAAGGCCGACCCGCUGGCCACGGUGGCAGAGAAGGAUGGCGUCCCUGUUUUUAAGUUCCCCCGUUGGCGAGUGAAGGGUCAGGCCAUCCCAGAGGUGGUGGACCGGUACAAGGCUACAGGAGCAGAACUCAAUGUCCUGCCCUUCUGCUCCCAGUUCAUCCCCAUGGAGGUCAUUGACCACCCCAAACAUGGCUCUAUUAUCUACCACCCCUCGCUGCUGCCUCGCCACAGGGGAGCCUCGGCAAUCAACUGGACCCUCAUCCACGGAGACAAGAAGGGAGGCUUCACGGUGUUCUGGGCUGAUGAUGGACUUGAUACGGGACCGAUUUUGCUGCAGAGAGAGUGUGACGUUGAACCUAAUGACACGGUCAACACAAUCUACAAGAGAUUUCUCUUCCCAGAGGGCAUCAAAGGCAUGGUAGAAGCGGUCCGGCUAAUCGCCAAAGGGAAGGCCCCAAGGAUCACACAACCUCAAGAGGGAGCCACUUAUGAGUGCAUUCAGAAGAAAGACAAUUCGAAGAUUGACUGGAACCAGUCGGCUGAGGCCAUUCACAACUGGAUCAGAGGAAAUGACAAAGUGCCUGGGGCCUGGGCAGAGCUUGAUGGACAGAAAGUGACUUUCUUUGGCUCCACUCUGGUGGACAACGGCACUGCGGCCAAUGGCCAGCCUCUGGACAUUCCUGGAGCCAGCCAGCCCGGCAUCGUCACCAAGUCUGGUCUGGUGCUGUUCGGAAAUGACGGCAAGACGCUGCUGGUGAAGAAUCUGCAGUUUGAGGACGGCAAGAUGAUUCCAGCAGCCCAGUACUUCUGCUCCGGGGGCAGCACAGCUGUGGAGCUCACCGAAGAAGAGAAAAGCUUCGCUGAGCAGAUGAGGGCGGUAUGGAAGAGUAUCCUGACGAAUGUCAGCCAGAUUGAAGACUCCACAGAUUUCUUCAAGUCUGGUGCAGCUUCAAUGGAUGUGGUGAGGCUUGUUGAGGAAGUGAAGCUUCGCGCCAGCACCUGCCAGCUGCAGAACGAGGACGUCUACAUGAACACCACCUUCCAGGAUUUCAUCCAGAUGUGUGUCAGGAAACUACGAGGGGAGGACGGGGAGGAAGAGCUCGUGGUUGACUAUGUGGAAAAGAACAUCAACAACAUGACGGUAAAGAUCCCCCAUCAGCUGUUUAUCAACGGAGAGUUUGUGGAUGCAGAUGGCGGAAAGACCUACAAGACCAUCAACCCCACUGAUGGCACGGCCAUCUGUGAAGUGUCUCUGGCCCAGAUCAGUGAUGUGGACAAAGCAGUCGCUGCUGCUAAGGAGGCGUUCGAAUCGGGGGAGUGGGGCAAGAUGAACCCAAGGGACAGAGGAAGACUCAUCUACAAACUGGCGGACCUGAUGGAGGAACACCAGGAUGAGUUAGCUACUAUUGAAGCUAUGGACUCUGGAGCCGUUUACACUUUGGCCCUCAAGACUCAUGUGGGCAUGUCCAUCCAGACGUUCCGUUAUUUUGCUGGCUGGUGUGACAAGAUCCAGGGCAGCACCAUUCCCAUCAACCAGGCCAGACCCAAUCGUAAUCUGACUUUCACCAAGAAGGAACCAAUUGGAGUGUGUGCCAUUGUGAUUCCGUGGAACUAUCCGCUGAUGAUGCUGGCGUGGAAGACCGCAGCCUGCCUGGCAGCAGGAAACACCGUCGUCCUCAAACCAGCUCAGGUCACUCCGCUUACAGCGCUCAAGUUUGCUGAACUGGCAGCAAGAGCGGGACUGCCCAAAGGGGUGGUUAACAUUCUGCCUGGUUCAGGCGCUCUGGUGGGCCAGCGUUUGUCUGACCAUCCUGACGUGCGAAAGCUGGGCUUCACGGGUUCUACAGAAAUCGGCAAGCACAUCAUGAAGAGCUGUGCAGUCAGUAAUGUCAAGAAGGUUUCCUUGGAGCUCGGAGGAAAAUCCCCUCUCAUCAUCUUCGGUGACUGUGACAUGGACAAGGCUGUGCGCCUGGGCAUGAGCUCCGUGUUCUUCAACAAAGGAGAGAACUGCAUCGCAGCUGGCCGGCUGUUUGUGGAGGAGACCAUCCAUGACCAGUUUUUGACAAAAGUGGUAGAGGAGGUUAAGAAGAUGAAGAUUGGCGAUCCGUUGGACCGCUCCACAGACCACGGCCCUCAGAAUCACAAAGCCCACCUGGACAAACUCUUGGAGUUCUGUCAGAUGGGAAUAAAGGAGGGAGCCACCCUCGUCUACGGAGGAAAGCAGGUCCAGAGACCCGGUUUUUUCUUUGAGCCCACGGUGUUUACUGAUGUGCAGGACCACAUGUACAUCGCUAAGGAAGAGUCAUUCGGUCCCAUCAUGAUCGUUUCCAAGUUCAAGACCGGAGAGGUGGACGACGUCCUGAGGAGAGCCAAUGCUACGGAGUACGGACUGGCUUCAGGAGUUUUCACCCGGGACAUCAGCAAAGCUCUGUAUGUGAGCGAGAGGCUCAACGCCGGCACUGUCUUCAUCAACACCUACAACAAAACAGAUGUGGCCGCGCCCUUUGGAGGCUUUAAGCAGUCCGGAUUUGGCAAAGACCUGGGUCAAGAGGCCCUGAAUGAAUACCUGAAGACAAAAGCAGUGACCAUCGAGUAUUAAGCUCCCUUCCAGCAGAGGGCAGCAUCUCCGGAAGACUUCUCAGUGGCUGGAUGCAGACGUAAUGAUACUGACUACUCUGGUUGUGCCUCAACAAGCUAACCAAAUCAUGUAAAUGUAUCUAAUCAUUCACUCCUUUGCAACUGAGCCUUUGCGUAAACUACAAGAACUUUGAUCCUGAUCUGUCUGGAGAAACUCUGCAAUCACUGUGAAUUCACUCUGGAGAUGGAAGAAUAAGGAUCUUCCAAAAAAAAAUAUCUUCUUUUAUUAUGUUGUUGUUAAAAUGAGACCAGAACCAUUAUGAAUGUAACAUUCCCAACAAACCUUGAACACAAAUAAAAGCUGUUAAACAGCC